AUGCCUCCAUCCAUAUAUCCAUCCAUUCUCUAUCCAUCCUUUAUCCAUCCGUCCUCUAUCCAUCCAUCCGUUCAUCCAACCAUUCCGUAUGUUUUCGUCCAUCCAUCUAUCUAUCUAGCCCGUAUCUAUCCAUCGUGUAAGCAUCCAUCCUGGAUCCAUCCACCCAUCUAUCCAUCCAACCAACCGUUCAUCCCGUAUCCAUCCAUCUUCUAUCCAUUGAUCCAUCAAUCCAUCUUGUAUCCGUCAAUCCAUCCAUUCCUCUUCUAUCCAUCCAUCCUGAAUCCAUACGUCCAUCCAUCCAACCAACCAUCCAUUCUGUAUCCAUCCAUUUUCUAUCCAUACAUCCAUCUAUACAUCCAACUACUCACUCCAUCCAACCUCCAGUGCUUCCAUCUUUCAUAA
Molecule: messenger RNA, 402 nt
Organism: Echinococcus granulosus
Lineage: Eukaryota; Metazoa; Platyhelminthes; Cestoda; Cyclophyllidea; Taeniidae
Exons: 1
Coding region: 1-402 (133 amino acids)
Source: RefSeq, a predicted model, not a curated record